GGUCGAAUCAAAAUUCAAGCUCAGUCCUCGCAGCGACUUUGCGCUAAUCGGACGCUUUGCGCAAGAACAAGAAUCGAACAAACACAGUUGGCCAUGAAGAGUUUCCUAGUUCUGUUGGGUGCGGUGUUGAUAGCCAUCCAAGUAGGUGGCACGCGAGCAGCGGGCAACGAUGACGGUGAGCUGAACCCGUCCAAGGUGGCGUUGCUCCCGAAGGAGUGCGGCGUAACGAAGCUGGGCAAAACGGGCAACGCGACCAAGAGUUUGGCGUUCGAGUUUCCGUGGAUCGCUUUGGUGCGGUUCAACAAGACCAGGAGGCCGGCGACCUGCUUGGGAUCGCUGAUCAACCGGCGUUACGUGCUGUCCGUUAUCGGGUGCAUCCGGAAGACCAAGAAGGAUCCUGACUACGUCCGCCUCGGCGAACAGCUUGAAGGGUCCGACCGCGACUGUAACGUCUUCACGGACAAGGCCACCGGCAAGCAGGUCCAGGAGUGCGCCGGCCCCGUCCUGGACGUCCUCAUCGAGUCCUACGUGUUCCAUCCGGAGUUUGACCAACCCAUGUACACCAACGACCUGGCCCUGAUCCGGAUGGCCCACGAGGUCGAGUACAACGACUACAUCCGGCCAAUCUGCCUCCCGACAACCCCCGAACUACGUGCCAACGUCCCCCGCUUCCUGGUCAUGCCGGCCUGGGAGUUGGACAUGAACGCCCCCAAUCACUACGUUGGCACCCUUGAAAAAUACUUCGUCGAGAACAUCGACCUGGACACCUGCCAGCGACAGUACGAAAACGCCGGAUUCACGCCGGAAUUUGACGACGGCGAGAAUCGGUUCUGUGCCGGCCAGCAGGGACCGAACUACGUGUGCAGUCGAGUUCCGGGAUCGCCCAUCGGGACCGAGGUGGACAUUGAUGGCGUCCAGCGGCACGUGGAGUUUGCGAUGGCCAAGUUCGCCCCGCUGAACUGUACCCUGCGGCAGACGGUGCCGAUGAUUUCGAUGCGCAUUACCAAGUACAUGAAGUGGAUUACCGAUAAUCUGGAGGCGUAAAAGCGUGGAAUUUAUGGUUUCAAUAAAAAUUGAUGAAGUAAAACAA
Molecule: messenger RNA, 1090 nt
Organism: Culex pipiens pallens (northern house mosquito)
Lineage: Eukaryota; Metazoa; Arthropoda; Insecta; Diptera; Culicidae
Product: serine protease easter-like
Exons: 2
Coding region: 94-1044 (316 amino acids)
Biological process (GO): proteolysis
Molecular function (GO): serine-type endopeptidase activity
Source: RefSeq, a predicted model, not a curated record